This is a messenger RNA of Oncorhynchus masou masou (cherry salmon), 4033 nucleotides long. RefSeq names its product BRCA1-associated ATM activator 1-like. Lineage: Eukaryota; Metazoa; Chordata; Actinopteri; Salmoniformes; Salmonidae. The transcript has 13 exons. Gene Ontology annotation, cellular component: nucleus. The coding region runs from base 173 to 3208 and encodes 1011 amino acids. Gene Ontology annotation, biological process: cell population proliferation; DNA damage response; positive regulation of protein phosphorylation. The record is from RefSeq and is a predicted model, not a curated record.
UUCUUACUUUCCGUAGUGAGGGAAUCCAUGAACGCACGCUUCGGUAAAACGGAACACGGUUUCAGUCCCGCGUGAUACUUUUCAGGCGAUUGCUAUCUAUCAAGCUUCGUGAAUUUGUCCCUAAAUUGCUUCUCAGAUAUCUUCAACAUAUACCUAGACAUCUCUAAGCAGCAUGGACAGUGAGUGCCUGGUGUUGUUGCCUCGGGUGUGCGCUGUACUAGCGGACCCCAGACAGUCCCUACCAGAUGACACCAGCUUCGAGAAACUGCUGGACUGGUUCACUGGUCUCACCAAGGAGGACCAUGGCCUGGCCCUAUUGGAGUCCUGCCCCUGUCUGGUGGACUACAUAUCCACCGUGUGUCUGGACAAAACUACAGAUCCCAGCAUGCUUUCCUUCAGCCUCAAGCUUUCCGGCCUGCUGGCGGCCAGCCAACACGGCUUCAACCUGCUGCAGGAUCGAUCCAUCCUGGGCGUGGCCUACGACAGCGAGCGAUGGCAGGUGGCUGGCCUAUGGGAGGAUCCGAGCGUGCGGAUUGGCUGGAUCCAUGGCCUGAGUAACAUGAUGCGCCACACACAGGCCUUUCACUUCCUGGAUCAGGCUGGCCUGACCAAACCCCUCCUCCAGCUACAGACUGACCCCAGCCUAUUCGUCGCCUCGGCCGCAAAUCACCUCCUGGCCCGCCUCCUAACCUUCCACCAGCCAGCUACAACCUCACACACAACCCAGGGGAAUGGCCUCACUGUUCCACCCAAUAAGGAAGAGGUAGAAUUGGACGUAACCAUGGAGACAAGUCCAGGAAGCGGGUGUUCCAUCACCAUGGAGAUCUUGAAGCACCUGGAGAGCUCUCUGGAGUCAGACAGCCACACCAAGGUGCUCCAGGGGCUGAGGCUGCUGGCCCUGACUCUCCCCGAGCUGGAGGCUCCUCUGCGGGGCUCGGUGAUCAGGCGAGUCCUGAGGCCUCUGGAGGGGUUGGUUCGAGAAGGCCGCAGAGCAGUCACGCAGCCUCUAAUGGACGUCCUGCUGGCUACAUACAGGUCCGGUCCGUGUGACUCCAGACUCGUCUCUCUGAUGGCGUCCAUGUUGAACUCCCAGAAUCCCUCUGACGCUGCUCUCUGUGCCGCCGCCACCCUCCAUCCGAAGACCUGUCCUCCAGGCCUCAGGCAGAAGGUCGUAGCUGUUCUACUGGGACCUCUACAGAUGGUUACUGGAGUAACUCUGCUGGACGGACCCAAUGACAGACACACGGAUCAACGGACUGACCACAGACAGACUGACCACAGACAGACUGAUGAAGACCACAGACAGACUGAUGAAGACCACAGACAGACUGAUGAAGACCACAGACAGACUGAUGAAGACCACAGACAGACUGAUGAAGACCACAGACACACUGAUCAACAGACUGACCACAGACAGACUGAUGAAGACCACAGACAGACUGAUGAAGACCACAGACACACUGAUCAACAGACUGACCACACACAGACUGAUGAAGACCACAGACAGACUGAUGAAGACCACAGACAGACUGACACUGACCAGGACAGACAGACGGAGGGUCGUAGCUCUCUCUCUCUCCUGCUGGAUCAUCUCAAUCACAAACCCUCCUGUGUCUCUCUGCUCUGCGUCUCCGUGUCCAGCGCUCCCUACAUAGCAGACAUGGAUUCAUCUGCCUCCGUCAUCCUUGCUGUGGUGUCACUCCUGAGGAUCUGUAACGGCCACUCCCCCUCACCCGAGAGCAAAGCUGCUAUUGGCUGUAGCAAAGCAUCCACCAACCUGAUUGGCUGCAGCAAGGUCCAGAGGUGUUGCCUAGACUCCCUGGCUAGCCUUAGCACCUGCCCUGGAGCUGUGGAACGGGUGGUGGAGGUGUUCCAUGUUCUAGUGCAGAACCUACAGAACCCUGACUCAGACCCCACCGUGCUCCAGAAGAACUACCAGGCCAUGUUGAGGUGGCUUCGUGUGUCUGCAGAGCCUAACUCACUGGCUGAUCUGGUCACUGAAGACCUCCUGCCCGUGCUAAAGAAGCGUGUGUGUGAUGUGCGUUGGGAGGUUCGAGACUCCACUCUGGAGUUCCUCGGCCAGCUGUGUGAGGCGUUAAGCUGCACUGUCACUCCUAUCCUGCUGGAGGCGCUGUGGGAUCAGGAGAGCUAUGUGAGGGCGAGUGCCAUCUCUGCCCUGGCCAGGACACUACCACUCAAUGACCAGCAGGGGGAGCCAGGGAACCAGACACAGGAGCAGACCCUGGGUCAGUUACUAGACAUCCUGUCUCAGGAUUCAGAGGGCUUCCCCAGACGUGCUGUGGUCCAGUUCUUCAUCAGCUGGCUAAAGACACACCCCUCAUCUUCCCCCUCCUCCUCCUCCUCCUCGCUGUGUUCUGUCCUAUCGCUGGGCAGCACUGAUCUGGACUGGGAGGUUAAAGUUCACACCCUGGAGCUGGUUGAGCUCCUGAUGGAGGAAACACUUCCAGGUCACCAGGAGUCAGAGCUGGGGUCAGCUCCUCCCCCUUACGGUGGCUCUGGAGGGACAAACCUACUAACACACACUGACCUCACACACCCCUACGCUGUGACGCCAAGCCAGCCCUCACCCCUUCUAACACACACCCCAACUAACACGCACACACCCCCCACACAGACACACCCAACUACAUCUGUAGUGUGUGGUCUGUCUCGGUUGGUGGAGCUCGGUGUUGUAACAGCGUUACUCAACGGCCUGUUUGAUUGCGACAGACCUGUAGCUUUAAAAGCCUGUAGUCUGUUGCUACGACUACGAGACGCGGUGUGUCCGUCCCGGUCGCUCGGGAAAGGUGAUAUGACAACUGACGACACAACAGUUGCCAAGGUGACUUUUGAUCUGAGGGGUCAGGUUUGGGAGCGGGAGGUCACGAGGAAGUUACAGGACAAGAGAGGAUCUGAUUGGGUUAAAGAGUCCAGGGAAGUAGGUUGUGAUAGGCCGAACAAGAACAGAGAUUCUGACAGGACAGACGGGGCUGGUUCCGAAGCCUGCGAUAGGUCGACAGGGAAGAGUGUGUGUGAGGGUAGCGCGAGGGUGUGUGAGGUGCUGUGGUCGUUGGGUCUAGAGGAGAGGCAGUGUGUGUUAUCACAGAGUAGUGACCAUGUCCAGAACUCACCCCUCUCUCUGCUAGAGGACAUCCUGAACACUACUGACACCUCACACACUGACGAGGUUAUAGUAGACUGUUAUUGACCGACACGACCUGAACGCUACCGACAGCUCACACACUGACGAGGUUAUAGUAGACUGUUAUUGACCGACACACGACCUGAACACUACCGACACCUCACACACUGACGAGGUUAUAGACUGUUAUUGACCGACACGACCUGAACGCUACUGACACCUCACACACUGACGAGGUUAUAGUAGACUGUUAUUGACCGACACGACCUGAACACUACCGACACCUCACACACUGACGAGGUUAUAGUAGACUGUUAUUGACCGACACGACCUGAACACUACCGACACCUCACACACUGACGAGGUUAUAGACUGUUACUGACCGACACGACCUGAACGCUACUGACACCUCACACACUGACGAGGUUAUAGUAGACUGUUAUUGACCGACACGACCUGAACGCUACCGACACCUCACACACUGACGAGGUUAUAGUAGACUGUUAUUGACCGACACACGACCUGAACGCUACUGACACCUCACACACUGACGAGGUUAUAGUAGACUGUUACUGACCGACACACGACCUGAACACUACCGACACCUCACACACUGACGAGGUUAUAGUAGACUGUUACUGACCAACACGACCUGAACACUACCGACAGCUCACACACUGACGAGGUUAUAGUAGACUGUUAUUGACCGACACGACCUGAACACUACCGACACCUCACACACUGACGAGGUUAUAGUAGACUGUUAUUGACCGACACGACCUGAACACUACCGACACCUCACACACUGACGAGGUUAUAGUAGACUGUUAUUGACCGACACGACCUGAACACUACCGACACCUCACACACUGACGAGGUUAUAGUAGACUG